UCUCCAAGCAAUGUCCUGUUUGCACAUACACUAUAAAAAAAGAGUAUCGACGUCCCGCUGUGUGACAUAUUAUCAAGUUAAUAUUAAAUUUACGCUUUACUUUAUAUUUCCGUGUUACUUUUAGUUAGUUAGGUUCGGAAUGAAAAAUUAUGUUUAACUUCCACAGUCGUGCGGGAGUAUGAAAAUUAAACCUUUAUUCUGAAAAAUGUAAAACGCGGCAGGAAGUCGUCUUUUUCUUGACAACGGAAAAAAGGACGAUAGCAACUCAAGCUGUUCGUGAUGAGGACAGGAGCGACUGAGCUUCUGUAAAACUGGCUUAUAACCAACAGGCCAAAUGUCGACGAUAAACCUGAUGGUGAGUCGACAGCACGGUACAUUGACUGCUGCUGGAAAGACGACGGGAACAGUGGCGUGUCUGCCAGAUUAACGGACUAGCUAAAGCCUUGAUGCGCACAACGGCAACGGCCAGAGACAGAAAAGACUGAUAAUUAAAACAAAAAACAAAAAAACAAACAGGAGCACUAAGUUACUAGGAAGUCGGCACAUCUGGAAGAUUCAACGCAGCUAUCAGUCGGGAUGGAACUUGUCCAUAAAAUAUUCGUACCGUGGGGCGUUGAGGUAGGCACCACAAUGCUCCACAGAGAUGCUGGAUGCCCGUACACGUCAGCAGCUCCCCAGACAACGGCGGCAUUCAUACGUCCCCAUUAACCGCAGAGCUCAACUCCUCGGAAGGUAAACAGCCAUGGCUCUGAAGUCCAGGAGACCGUGGACGACCGUGAUAUUCGGCGUGUUUAUUGGCUUCACUGCGUCCUCUUGGCUCAUUGUGCCCCACGUGCUGGAAAGCAAAAGGAAAAAGUCCCCCGUGUGUUUGUACUACAGUGACUCGGUCGCCAAAGCUCCUGACACCCUCGGCAACUCCGCGGCUCUCAGAGACCGGGGCGGCCCCCAGUUCAGUCCGGAGGAGGACAGGUUGUUGGGUGCGGGGAAUGGCAGCGGACAUGCCGGGAGACCCGUAAGCAGACCUCAGCAUUUCCUCUAUGUCGGAGUAAUGACAGCUAAAAAAUACCUGGGCACUCGCGCCGUGGCUGCGCACGAGACGUGGGCGGCUUCCAUACCCGGGAAGGUGGAGUUCUUCUCGAGCGAGGGGUCUGGCAGCGUCCGCGUGUCCGUCCCAGUGCCGGUGAUCUCCCUGGAUGGCGUGGACGACUCGUACCCACCACAGAAGAAGUCGUUUAUGAUGCUCAAGUACAUCCACGACCACUACCUGGACAAGUACGAGUGGUUCAUGAGGGCGGAUGAUGAUGUUUAUAUCCGAGGUGAGAAACUGGAGUUGUUCCUGCGGUCACUGAACAGCAGCAAGCCCUAUUACCUUGGCCAAACGGGCCUUGGCACGCCAGAGGAGCUGGGAAGACUGGCCCUUGAGCCUGGGGAAAACUUUUGCAUGGGAGGGCCUGGGAUGAUCUUCAGCAGAGAGGUUCUACGCAGGAUGGUUCCUCACAUCAGCACCUGCCUGAGGGAGAUGUACACCACCCAUGAGGAUGUGGAAGUGGGCCGCUGUGUGCGACGCUUUGGAGGAACGCAGUGUGUGUGGUCUUAUGAGAUGCAGCAGCUUUUCUAUGAGAACUACGAGCACAACAAGAAAGGUUUCAUUGAAGAACUCCACAGCAGCAAGAUCCACAAUGCCAUUACACUCCACCCCAACAAAAAUCCCGCCUAUCAGUACCGGCUCCACAGCUUCAUGCUCAGCCGUGAGAUCUCGAGGCUACGGUACCACACCAUCCUGCUCCACCGCGAAGGCCUGAUCAUGAGUUACCUCAGCGAUUUAGAAGUACAGUGGGAGGACCAACAGCUGGGGUCUCCACCUUCCUUCAUGCGCUAUCAGCCCAGUGAGAGAAAUGAUGUAAUUGAAUGGGAUUUCCUGACUGGUCGGCAUAUUUAUUCUGCUGUUGAAAACAAGAUGGCCCGGCAAAGCCUUGGCAACUUGCUUCGGACUGCGCUGGAAGACAUUAUACUGCAGGUCAUGGAGAUGAUUAAUGAGAAUUCCAAAGCACGUGGCCGUGUUAUUGACUUUAAAGAAAUUCAGUAUGGCUACUACAGGGUAGAUCCAAUUCAUGGUGCAGAAUACAUCUUAGACUUAUUGCUCCUGUAUAAGAAACACAAAGGACGUAAAAUAACAGUGCCUGUGAGGCGGCACGCUUAUCUCCAGCAGUCCUUCAGCCGACCGUUCUUUACUGAAGCUGAAGAGUUGGACGUAGCUGAACUCGUGGCAGCCAUCAACUCUGAAUCCCAGUCACUGUCCUUCCUAUCUAACUCUUUGAAGUUCUUGUCACCUUUCCAGUUCUAUGAAACAACUAGGGAAAUGUGGGAGCAAAGCCAGAGAAAGGUCAACAUUCUUGUCCCACUCUCUGGUCGCUACGACACCUUUGUCCGCUUCAUGGAGAACUUUGAGAAAGUAUGUUUGAUACCCAAACAAAAUGUGAAGCUAUCCAUCAUUCUGGUGGACAAUGAAAGCAAUCAGAGCAGAAGAAACCACCUUCAGUUAAUCAAAGACUACAACAGGAAAUAUCCCAAAGCUGAGCUUUCUGUAAUCCCCAUGACGGGCAACUUUUCACGAGGCCUGGCUCUGGAGCUGGGCUCCUCACAGCUUGAUAAUAACACCCUACUCUUCUUCUGCGAUGUUGAUCUCACCUUUAGUGCAGAUGCCUUGCAGCGCUGCAGAGACAAUGCUGUUCAAGGGAAACAGGUCUAUUUCCCUGUUGUGUUUAGUCAGUACAAUCCUAAGAUAGUGUACGGUGAAAAGACCCCAAGAGAAAACAAAUUUGUGCUCACCAAGAAAAGUGGUUUCUGGCGAGAUUAUGGUUUUGGAAUAACAUGUGUUUUCAAGAGUGAUUUACUAAAAGCCGGAGGUUUUGACACCUCUAUCUUAGGCUGGGGACUGGAAGAUGUGGACUUGUUCACAAAAGUUAUUAAUUCUGGUUUAAAAGUAUUACGCAGUCAAGAACCAGGAAUUGUCCACAUUUAUCAUCCCGUCCACUGCAACACAAGUCUUGAGCAGAAGCAACACAAAAUGUGCCUUGGUUCAAGAGCGAGUACGUUUGCAUCGACAAUGCAGCUAGCGGAGCUGUGGCUGGAGAAACACAUAGAGGCCGGGUAUAACAGGUCUUCAUCCUGACACUCCAAUCCUCCUGGACUCUUGAGUGCAAGUUUACCUCAGUUCAACUUGAACACAAACAGUGAUGAAAAACUCCUGUAGCGUGACUGCGGAUCAGACAUCUUCAUAGGCUGGAAGAUAUGACCCAGAAAGGACACAAGACUACGCUUUCCAACACAGGGGUGAUGGCCUAGACCCCAGUUGACCUUGCAGCAGGUAGACCAAUGCAGAAGGCCUCCAAAAGAGAUCAUAAAGAACAGUCUAUGAUUGAUGCACCUGGUACUUGUGGAGGCAAGAAGUGUCUGUUACUUUAUCCACUUCCAAACCAGCCGAGAAAAUCGCACAUGAUGUUGAACAUUUACACUUCCUACAGCUUUGCAGAAGUAUCAUUUCCUGCGCCAGUGAUGCAAAUAUAAAGCUUUGGAAUCAGCAUACAAUUUACAGUUUACUCUAACUCUUUACUAGUGUCAUUUUUACACAUGUGUAAAUGAGUAUGGCAACUUUGAGAGAAUGCCAGUCUGUGCAACUUAAAAAGUUACCCAAAGAGCAAGUUCAGCUCAACCAAAUUAUUUAAUUUCAAGUAAAAUGUAUUGAAAGGAAAUGGGAAUCAAAGGGAAAAAAAAGUGAAUGUUGGGCUUUAUACACUAAGUGACGCUUUAACGUGUUGGAGGUCUCAGUAUGCAGUAGAACCAUCACUUGCAACCAUGUCAAUCACUGAAGCGAAUCUUCUGUAACUUUAAUGGCUAAAGUCACUGAGGAAUGUGGAUGGCUGCGUUAUACAAUCUCUUUAUUGUGUGUUUCUGUGUGAGUGAGGAAGUGAGCCGACCUUAAUACCCUAAAUUAAUCUACCUUAAUCCACGGUAAAUUUUUAGAAAUGCCCUUGUGCAGACCUGAAGCUGAGGCUGUGUUUUUACUGCCCAUGUCACAUCUACGCUAGUGAUCUAGUGAUAUUAGCACUGGUUCAGCAGUUCCUCUUAUUUUUCAAGACCAGCAGGUUUCUCUUAUCUAGAGGGAGUGGCCAUAAUUUGCACACUGAUUUGUUAUUCAGAAAGUAUCAAAUGAGGUCCAAAAACACAGCUGCAAUUACUUAUGAUCAUAGGUGGAAACUAAAUGAACAGAGAUCUUGGAAAGAUUGUCAGUUUAAGGUGGGAGAAGGUCAUAGAUGCAAAGACAGGACCGUGGUUUACAAACAAAUCUAAAUGGCUAUAUGAGCAUUUUGAGUGGUUCACUGAUGGUGCAGGACCUCAUAUAUUAUCAGUAUAUUUUGCCAUCGCUGGUCGUGUCCGUUGCAGACAGAUCUUACUCCUGAUUGUCGUGAUUUUAGUCUGACUGGACUAGUGUGUUGGACUGGUUUGAGUAAGGUCUGUUGUUAUGUCUUCCCGUUUCCCAUUACCUUCCAGUGGCAAUUAUCGGGCUAAGCCAGUAGUCAUUACAAUUUCUGAUAGGAUCCAGCUUCAGAAGCCCAACAUUAAAUUCACAUUCCCCCACUAUAUUUUCUAUCAAUCAAUAACAAUGUCAGUAGAAGCAUCUAAGAAAAAAAAACUAUCCAAUAUGAAUUUCAGUGGAGUAAAGGUCAGUGAGCUCACUUCAGUAAACAUAAUUUUCCCUCCAGUCACCCGGCAGUUUGGGAUCCAAGUGUAAAACGUUCUUACAGCCAUCAAUUUGAGAUUUGAAAUUCAUUUUGUCCUGCAACCAACCAGUAAGUUAACAAUGAGGUACUUUGUGACUGCUUCUGUACUGUAAUUAAUCAUUGAUGUAUUGGCUUUUUCUUACUGCCAUUGUUAUUAUAACGUUUACACUUCUGCCUCAGGACCGCAUCAUACCACCUUGUGCAUUGCAACCUUUUGCUUUAACUGAUAGGGUACCCACUGCCUAUUGUGCAUAAGAAUGAUCUGGUAAAUAAUAGUUGCACUAGGGCUGCAGAAGAUUGUUAGCUAGCCUGUUUCCAACAGUGCUGCUACUCAUACUUCAUUUGUUGUUACUACACACUAAAUUGUUCACUAUCACAGAAACAUCUAGUAACAUUCAUCAUUUUGAGAAAUUGAGCGAAUGUUCUUGGUCAUGUGCUCAGCAGUUGUUUUCAGACUUGAAUCGCUGUACACUCCUCCUCUUGUAGAAAAAUCUAUCAUUGAAAUGUUAUUAUAUAGUCAGAACAUUUGCCUGUACAGGAACCCUUUAUGUUGCAUUUUCUGUCUUACAUUACCAAAGUGCACUGCAGCCACCAAGAAAAAAAAAUGUGUCUCAUAACAAGAACAUGAUUUCAUAAUUACUUUAUUUUUAUCUCACAACCGCAUCCAACUAUUGUAGUAAUACUACAAUCCUCAUAAUUAUGAGAUACUAAAUCAUUCCUUUGGUGACUACAAUUUACUGUGGGUUGUUUGUAUAGUUUCUGUCAAGAUAUAGAGUUAGUUUAUGGUUCUGUUGCCCGAGUCUGCUAGCAAUAACAGCAGCUAUAGUAUCAUCUGAUUAUUUAUAAUAAAUGCUUAAACACAAA
Molecule: messenger RNA, 5645 nt
Organism: Mugil cephalus (flathead mullet)
Lineage: Eukaryota; Metazoa; Chordata; Actinopteri; Mugiliformes; Mugilidae
Gene: chsy3
Product: chondroitin sulfate synthase 3
Exons: 4
Coding region: 743-3172 (809 amino acids)
Cellular component (GO): Golgi cisterna membrane
Molecular function (GO): glucuronosyl-N-acetylgalactosaminyl-proteoglycan 4-beta-N-acetylgalactosaminyltransferase activity
Source: RefSeq, a predicted model, not a curated record